AUGUUAUCCAGGCGGGUUGUGACUCUUAGAAUGUCUGUGUUGCCACAUGUAACGCUAGGUGGCCGUAAGUUUAGCGAAAAGCGGGCAGGCCCAAUCCCUUUACCUAGGGAUGAUCAAGAGGAAUUCGAGCGGCUGCAAAAAAUCGCCAACUCACAAGCUGCUAUCGACGAGUACAACCAGAAGUUGGAAAACAACCCUUUAAGAGAGUCGGUGCACUCAGCUUCGCCAAAACAAGAGAUCGGGGGGUUUUCUCCAGAGUAUUCGAGAACUAUUCCCGAGUUUGAGGGCGACGUUAAUCCGAUAACAGGUGAAGUUGGUGGGCCUAAGCAGGACCCUCUGAGGCAUGGCGAUUACUCAUUUAAUGGGAGGGUCACUGAUUUUUAG
Molecule: messenger RNA, 384 nt
Organism: Eremothecium sinecaudum
Lineage: Eukaryota; Fungi; Ascomycota; Saccharomycetes; Saccharomycetales; Saccharomycetaceae
Gene: SDH8
Product: Sdh8p
Exons: 1
Coding region: 1-384 (127 amino acids)
Biological process (GO): mitochondrial respiratory chain complex II assembly
Cellular component (GO): mitochondrion
Source: RefSeq, a predicted model, not a curated record